ACUCCCUCCCGCGCGUCGUCGGCCGCCACCUCCCUCUCCCGUGCCGCCGGACACUGCCUCGCUCCCCCGCGUCGCCGGACGCCGCCUCCCUCCCCCGCGCCGCCACACGCCGCCUCUCUCCCCCGUGCCGCCGGACGCCGCCUACCUGCCCCGUGCCGCCGGACGCCGCCUUCCUCCCCGGCGCCGCCGUACGAAGCCUCCCUUCCCGACGUCGCCGGUCGCCAUCUCCUUUCCCUGCCCCGCCGGACGCUGCCUCCUUCCCAGAUCCCGCCGCCGCCCGCAACACAACCGGUAUCAUGGCUGUCGCCCCGCACCAGAUUCAUGAGCUGCUAUCGCUCAACCGCCGUGUACAUGCAGUUCAACACUGCAACCACAGGUCCUUCAAUCUCACUGUCGUGGACAUGCCCCUCCACCUCCUGGUUGCCACUCAUCCCGGUGUGGCCAGGCCGUUGGGUUCGCUGCUGCUAUCAGCAGUCCAACCCGGCCGCCCCAGGCCGUUCACCGUCACAGCUCCCAGGCCGACUGUGUCAAGCCACCUUUCGCCCGCACCUUGGGCUCCCGUAUGCGUCCCCUACCCCAGCAGGAAAAUAUGGUGGCCUUCAGCAAGUAAUCUUUCUCUAACGGGUAUCCUAUGCCUGCGCCACCGAGAGACUGAUCCUACAUGCUGCGUGCUCACGGCGACCACAAGCAUCGGGGCUUCUUGUCAAGAGCACACCAAAUGGAUCUCUGCUUCCGGCCGCGGUGGGAACUCCAGGUUGGGCUGGCAUCCGGGCUUGGGCAGUAUACCAAAGUCGUAAGGGAAGCUCAGAAGGGAUUAAAACUUCAGAACGUGAGGUUUGUCGACGCAAUGGGGUUGCCAUUCCAAGAUGGCCAUUUGCAUCUUAACACCCAGGCUCAGGUCCAGCUGGGACAUAUGCUGGCUCAGUCCUAUUUGACUUAUGCACAGGUAGCAGUGGGACUGACUGGGCCUGAAUUUGUUGUCUGAAUAUGUUGCCGCUGCCAUGCUGAUUUCCUGUUGCGACCUUGUUGAUUCCCCGCCUUCGAACUGCUCCCUCAAUCCCCUGUGUGGACCACCGCCGACUGUGGGAUGCACCUUCCAUGCGCAACCAUGUGACCAUGUAGAUGCACGUCUUCAUUGAGUCGCUCACAGCGCAUAUGUGUGUGUUGUGUUCGUGCGUGCAUGGUCGCGGCCAUGCUUGGCGUUUUGGUGUUGUCUGUGUGUGGUCUUGCGGGCGUCUCACCUCAAACGCAUCCCAGGACGAUGCACGAGUUGAUGAGGAAACACCCAAGCCUGUGGCCUCUCGACCACAACUUCGUCUCAUGGAAGCUGUUGGAUGUGGAGAGCCAGUAUGAAUUCAAGUCUAAGUGGCUCAUCGAGGAGAAAAAGAAGAGGAACUCGAGUGGUUUCUCUGUGGAGAAGGGCAGAAGACAUUUUGCUCUGAACAUACUUGUUGAUAUGCCCAUGAAAACGGGUACAUUUUUCUACAGAUUUUUGUGUUGCUGACGAGGGCUACACAACUUGUAUUUACAAGUUGAACUUAAGCGUAUCCCCUAUAAAGUUUGUGGAUGUUGGAUGUUCUUUUGACAUUGAACUGUUAUG
Triticum dicoccoides is the source of this 1600-nucleotide messenger RNA. Its product is annotated as probable carbohydrate esterase At4g34215. The record is from RefSeq and is a predicted model, not a curated record. The coding region runs from base 662 to 985 and encodes 107 amino acids. The transcript has 6 exons. Lineage: Eukaryota; Viridiplantae; Streptophyta; Magnoliopsida; Poales; Poaceae.